AUGAUUAGUAAUGACAACUUUUGUAAUUUCUGCUGGAGAUAUAUCCCUUCCUUCUUCUGUUUCGUUAUUCACUUUCUCUCUCUAAAUUUUUUUGAUGCUUCUCUCUCUCUCCUUCUUCUCGCGCAGUCAUAUGCAAUCUUCAAUAUUCAUCACAAUUUGAGUUUUAUUCUUCAUCAAACUAAUUCGUUUUUCCCGCGGUUUAAUUUGAUUAUCGAAUUGUGUUUUCAAUUUAUUCAAGUUUUGUCUAUUUAUCGAUUAUCUUCAUCAAUAGUUUUCCAGAUUUUCAGCAAUUAUCGAAGGUUAAAUCUGCUCGGGUUUAAUUCCUUAUGGCUGAUGAAGUUGAUUUUGGUCAGAGCUUUAGUUUAUCAGUUACUCAAUCAAUUGGAAUUGUUAAUAAUGAACCAUCAAGUUCUUCUUCUGUCGGUACUCCUAGAGUUGUAACUUCAUUGAGUCUUGGUGGUACUAGAGAAGGAAUCCAAGGAUCUAAAACCUAUUGUUGGAAUGAACUUUAAAGAUCAUGAGGAAGUUUUAUCAUUUUACAAAGCUUAUGCAAUUGCUUCAGGUUUCACUUCUAAAAAAAGUACUACUACAAGAAGGAAGAAGAGUGGUGUAGUUAUGUUCCAGUAUGUUGUAUGCAACAAAGAGGGUUUUAGGGCGUCUCGUAAGCCUGUUGUGGAAGUUGUUGAAGAAAAAUCAGACAAGGCUUACACAAAGGCGGAAACUUACCCGUGUUG
Spinacia oleracea (spinach) is the source of this 734-nucleotide messenger RNA. RefSeq lists its product as uncharacterized. The record is from RefSeq and is a predicted model, not a curated record. The coding region runs from base 1 to 441 and encodes 146 amino acids. NCBI's taxonomy places the organism in Eukaryota, Viridiplantae, Streptophyta, Magnoliopsida, Caryophyllales, Amaranthaceae. The transcript has 3 exons.